This is a messenger RNA of Passer montanus (Eurasian tree sparrow), 2986 nucleotides long. RefSeq lists its product as uncharacterized. NCBI's taxonomy places the organism in Eukaryota, Metazoa, Chordata, Aves, Passeriformes, Passeridae. Bases 370 to 2526 code for a protein of 718 amino acids. The transcript has 13 exons. The record is from RefSeq and is a predicted model, not a curated record.
CAGGCUCAGACCGGUCCCUGCGGGAUGUUGCCAGGAGACAGGGACACACAGCCCUGCCCGUCCCGCUCCUGCCUCCUCUCCGCCGGCCCCAGCCCUGGAGCCCAGGGCUUUAAGGAUCCUGGAUCUGGACCCUGCUGAGGAAAUGUGAAAUCCAGGUCUGGGGUGUGGGAAGAGGGGGUUCCUUUGCAGGGAGCAAAGGAACCCCUGCAGCCCUGGGGUGCUCCUACCUUGUCCCCGCUGGUGAACACAUCUGGCAGUGCCCCAUUCCCUGUCCCGUUGCCUGUCCCACUCCCUGCAGCACCCGGCUGUGGCUGUGCUGAGCGCUGGUGGCAGCGGGGUCGGUGCCAUCCCUCCCGGCAGUGUCCUGCCAUGGCCGAGCUGGCAGGACAUCGUGCUGGCAGUGCGCGGGGUGGCAGCCCUGUCCCACGGGAAGAGGAGCACUCCUGGGCUCAGCUCCCGGGCUCCCGGCCCCGCCCGGGCCACUGGAGCAGCUCCAGCUCCGUCUGCACCGAGGACUUCGCUGUCGCCUUUUGGGAGGGAAUGGUGGAGCCGCUGCUGUGCCAGCAGGAGCCUGCUGGGGAUGUCCCCACGGCAGGAGCCCAUCCUGGGCAGGACCAGCCCUUGUUCCCCACAGGGAGGAGCCUGGACACGGCCAUGGAGCCGGGCAGAGCCCCCGGGCAGGACCGGUCUCCAUCCCGGAGCAGCCUGGAGUCCCUGGGAGCGAGGAUCUCCCGCCUGAGCCAGAGCCAUGGGGGGGUGGUCUGGGGGGUCCCCUGGCCGGGCCCCCCUGCCCGGCCAGCCCUGGGCCACAGGGACUCUGCCCGUGGGGAGCUGCUGGCCACGGCCCUGCCUGGGCGCUCCUGGAGAGCUGCAGGGAUCGCUGCUGGCAGGAGCAGGGCUGGCGCAAGGACAGGCUCUCCUGGCAGCAGUGUCCCCAGGGCCAGCAGUGCCAGAACCAGGGCACAUCCCGCCCUGGGGCCACCAGCUCUCGGGGGACGUGGAGGGAAUGUCACCUUCAGUGUGGCUGCCAUGGACAGGGAAGGAGCGGCCCGCAGCAGGAGUGCUGGCUCAGCCAUGGGAGCCCCCGGGCGAUGGGGGUCCCCUGUGUCCCCAGGGCUGCGUGGGGACCAGAAAGGGGAACUGCCCUGCAAGGGGGUGGCGGGGCAGCCACUGUGCUGGUCCCUGCGGAGGAGCCGGGAGGGGACACGAGAGCUGGGAUCUGGUGCCAAGCCCUGGAGCCCAGGGCACAGAGCCAGGACUGGCCUGGCACUGCUGGGACACACCUGGGACACCCAUCACAGGUGCCACAUGGACCUGCAGAGGAUGUCUUGGCAGGGGCAGGGAGCCUGUGUGGGCCAGGAGUGGCUGGACAAAGAGAGAAGGAAAACAGCAACUGCACAAGAAGAGAAACUGGAGCUGCUGGAGAGGCUGCGGGAGCUGGAGCGGGGCAGCCGGGCCCUGCUGCGGCAGCGGCUGCGGGUGCUGCAGCGGCUGCACGGGCUGCUCCGGAGCGACCGGGCCGAGACCCUGCGGCAGCUCCGGGCGGCGCUGGAGCGGGCCGGGCCGGGAGCAGGGAGCGCCGGGGAGGGCCGGGCCGGCGGCGGCGCCCGGCGGGAGCAGCUGCGGAGCCGCCUGCGGGACCCGGCGGUGCCCGGGCGGGCCGGGGGCUCCCCGGCCCUGGGGACGGCCCCGCUGGCCCCGCGGGGACACGGCCCCCGCCCCGGCGGUGCCGUGGGACCCGGCCCCUCGCCGGCAGCCUUCGGCCGCGCUCUGCACGCCCUGAGGGGGCUCCGGCAGCAAAUCCAGCGGCGCCUCGGGCAGUGGCAGAGGCUGCAGGGAGCCCUGGGAGCCGCUGGACACAGGAAGGAGGACGACGAGCAGAGGCAGCAGCCGGACACGGCCCCAGCUCCAGGAGCCCCGAGGGAGCCCCUGGGCCAGAGACAGAGGGAACAUCUCCAUCCCACCUCCUCCGUGUCCCUGAGCUCCAUCCCUGGGCCCCCCCAGCCUGGCCGGGGCUCCCCAGGGCUCCUGCAGCACCUCCAGCACCACUUCCAGGAGCUGCAGCUGGAGAAGACACAGAGCACGGGGAGCCCCCCUGCCCUGGGGGGACAGCCCGGGGUGACCUCAGGGCCGUUUGUUGAUCCUGGGGGAGUCAGGUGGGAUGGCCAUGGAAUCCCGGGAAGCCUCUGCAGAGCCUGCCUGGAUCAGGCUCGGGGUGCCCACAUCCUCUUCCCACUCUGCAGCUCCUCCUCUGCUCCCAUCUCCCACUCUGGGAUAGAGCUGGGACAGGCUGGAGGUGACAUUUCCUUUUCUGCUCUACCACGAGGACACCAGUUGGAUAUUUGGGAAAAGCUCCAAGCUGAAAAGGAAGUGAAUCACUGGCCCAGGCUGCCAGGACAGUGGUGGAAUCACCAUCCCUGGAAGUGUCCAAGAAACAGGUCCAUGUGGCACUUUGGGAUGGGGUUUAGUGGGAUUUGGUCAAAGGUUGGACUAGAUGAUCUUGGAGGUCUUUUCCAGCGUGAAUGAUUCCAUGAUUCUGAGUUUCCUACCUGCACACUGAGGUCCCAGUUAUGGAAUUCCAACAGGCAGAACCAAGCUCCUGCAAAUUCCUUGAGAAGUGCCACGAGGUUGUGAGGGAGCUGCCAAGUGCCCUUGGACCAGUGGGAUCUGCCCAGGGAGCCAGGCUGGGAUGGCUGACCCCGGGACAGAGAGGUUUAAUGGAAAAAACCCAAGGGAAUUGCUGUGUUUGGAUGCUUUAAUUUAAUUUGGAAAAGGAGAAACCCAUUCCUCACUCUGGGAGAUCUCCUUGGGAAAUGCUGGUUUUAAUUUGCAGGAGAACAUCCAAGGAAAGUUUCUCCAUGUGAAAAGGGGAAAUGGGAGUUUCCUGCAGGAUUUUAUUGCUGUGCCUUGUUCCAGGGGGAGGGCGGAUGAGGAUUGAAGUAUCUGUGUGCUUUCUUUCCAAUGAAAAUAAAAGUGAGUUUUAUUA